UGAAGAAAUACAAGAAGUGGCAUCUCCCUCCACCCAUAGUUCGUAGUAUUGCAGUCCGCAGAUGGAUACUCUUGGGGGGUUUCAAGAAACAAUCACGCGACAACUCGUUUCUUGUAACACAGCACAGCGAGCUUCCUGUGAAAGUGAAAGUAAAGGAGUCGCCACAAAACUGUGGGAGUCGUUUAUUCGACGAAGAAGCAAUGGCCGAAUGCAAUUUUGACAACGCAUCAGAAAGACCCUCUCUCUUGGAGGCAGACCUAACCUGUCCAGUGUGUAAGGACCUCUUCCGAGAACCAGUUCUUUUGUCCUGUACCCACAGUUUCUGCCAUGAUUGUCUGGAGCGUAGCUGGGAGCAGAAAGGGAUACGGGAAUGUCCCGUGUGCAGGAAGAGGUGCGAAGGCGAGCAGCCGAUUCCCAACCGUGCGCUGAAGAACACAUGCGAGUCCUAUCAGAAAGAAAAGGGCCUUUGGGUUCCGCUCGUGGCCGAGAAACGGUGUGGGUUACACCACAAAGAGCUGGUGCUGUACUGCGUGAAGGACGAGGAGCCCGUCUGCGUCGACUGUGUAACGCUGCAUAGAGGCCACGAACUGAGUAAUCUGGAACAGAGCGCACCUUACUGCAAGGAGGAACUGGACAUUAAAUUGCGUGUCUUGGAAGAGAAAAUGCAAUUCUUUAAAAUAAUUAGUCACAAAUAUAAGGCAACAUCGGAGUAUAUCCAGAGUCAAGCUCAACAGACAGAGAGACAGAUAAAAAUGGAGUUUGAGAAACUUCAUCGGUACCUGAAUGAAGAGGAGGCCUGCAGGAUCGCCAUGCUGAGAGAGGAGGAGGAGCAAAAGAAGCAGAUGAUGGAGGGGCGGAUCGCCAGUCUUAAACAAGAAAUGACUGAGCUGGCUAAGCUCAUCCAAACUGUAAAAAGGGAGAUGGGGACUGAUGUCCUAUCUUUCCUGCAGCUGACUGUAGAAUGUCACUGCAGAGCCCAGUGGACCGCUGAUGAUCCUCCAAGUGUCUUCGGGUCGCUCAUCAACGUAGCCCAACACCUCGGCUCGCUCGCCUUCAAAGUGUGGGAGAAGAUGCAGUCGCACGUGGCGUACAUCCCAGUGAUACUGGACCCCAACACUGCGUCCCCCUGGCUCUCCAUGUCUCCGGACAUGUCCAGCGUGUAUGCCAGCAAGGAGAGGCAGCUGGUGCCGGACAACGCGGAGCGCUUCGACCCCUGCGUGUUCGUCCUGGGCUCGGAGGGCUUCACCUCCGGGCGCCACCACUGGGACGUCCACGUGGGCGACAACCCCAAGUGGAUCGUGGGAGUCUGCAAGGACUCCCUGCCCCGGAAGCGCAAGUUCACCAUGUCCACCAAGAGUGGCGUGUGCACCAUCGGGCUGAGCAAAGGGGUGUACAGCGCCCUGACCGUGCCCCGCACUACGCUCCCUCUGGAGAAGCUGGAGAAGGUCAGGGUGAAGCUGAACUGUGAAAAAGGCACGGUGUCCUUCUGGGAUCCCAGCAAGGACGAGCACAUCUGCACCUUCAAUGAGAAGUUCACCGAGAGGGUGUUCCCGCUCUUCGGUCCGGGCCUUCAAGUCACUCCCAUGGCCGUCACUCCAGCGAGCAUCACCCUAAACUAUGCGUGAGGAGCCAGACUACUCACUUCAGGUAGCCUGAGAAGCUACAAGGUGACCGGCUUUCCCUGCUUUGCCUUGCUUUUUGCAUGACCGUGAUGAAUUGUGAAUCAGAGUGAUCAGGAGAGGAAGGGAAGUUCUUUGAGAGGCUGAUUUGAAUAUUUUGAUCUUUCAGAUUUAGGACUUUAAAUCUUUUUUUUUGUCUUUACUGUCCAUCUCAGAUAUUUGGUAGGGGGCUUUAAAUGAAAAAUUCACCUGGAAAAUGUCAUUAGAAAAUGUGCUGCUCUUUUCUGUGUGGGGAGUGGGGAGUGUGGCUACAGUGCCUGUAGCGUGGGAUCAGAUUGCGGUGGAGCAUUUGUAGCUACCUAACUACUGAAAUGACAGAGGUGCAGCACAAAUACAGCAAAGCUGUACAUGUAGUAAU
Messenger RNA from Anguilla rostrata (American eel), 2037 nucleotides. RefSeq names its product tripartite motif containing 35-28 (gene trim35-28). The record is from RefSeq and is a predicted model, not a curated record. Gene Ontology annotation, biological process: protein ubiquitination. The coding region runs from base 201 to 1625 and encodes 474 amino acids. The transcript has 5 exons. Gene Ontology annotation, cellular component: cytoplasm. Lineage: Eukaryota; Metazoa; Chordata; Actinopteri; Anguilliformes; Anguillidae. Gene Ontology annotation, molecular function: protein binding; zinc ion binding; ubiquitin protein ligase activity.